Molecule: messenger RNA, 4908 nt
Organism: Sinocyclocheilus rhinocerous
Lineage: Eukaryota; Metazoa; Chordata; Actinopteri; Cypriniformes; Cyprinidae
Gene: vtg8
Product: vitellogenin 8
Exons: 32
Coding region: 33-4826 (1597 amino acids)
Biological process (GO): response to estradiol; lipid transport; cellular response to estrogen stimulus
Molecular function (GO): lipid carrier activity
Source: RefSeq, a predicted model, not a curated record
ACGGACAUGGUGUUUUUGCACAACUGCUGACCAUGAGAACUGUUGUCAUGGCCUUGACUAUAGCCCUUGUGGCAAGUCAGCAUGUGAAUCUUGUCCCUGAUUUGGCAGGCACUCAGACUUAUGUGUACAAAUAUGAGGCUUUGCUCUUCAGUGGUCUUCACCAGGAAGGUCUGGCCAGAGCUGGCAUUAAGAUCAACAGCAAGGUUUCCAUCAGGGCUGUUUCUGAGAAUACGUUCCUGCUUAAGCUCUCAAAUCCUCAGCUGUUCGAGUACAGUGGUAUCUGGCCCACAGAUGCGUUUGUUGCUACUAAGCUCACCUCAGAAGUGGCUGCUCAGCUUCAGAUUCCUAUUAAGUUUGAGUACACCAACGGUGUGGUUGGAAAGGUUUUCGCACCUUCUGUGGUCCCAACUACCGUUAUCAACCUGCACAGGGGAAUUCUGAACAUCUUUCAGCUCAACCUCAAGAAGACCCAGAACAUCUAUGAGGUUCAAGAGGAUGGAGUUCAAGGCAUUUGCGAGACCCAAUAUCUGAUCAGUGAAGAUGAAGGAAGCAACCACACCACCAUCACCAAGUCUAGGGAUCUUACACUUUGCAAUGAGAGGAUAAUUAAAGAUGUUGGCUUGACUUACAUUGAAAAGUGCACUGAAUGUCAAAAGAGGGUAAAAAGUCUCUCUGGAGCUGCAACCUACAGCUACAUCAUGAAGCCAACACCAACUGGUGUUAUGAUUACUGAAGCAACAGUCCAAGAGAUUCAUCAGUUUACAACUCUAUAUGAGAUUCAUGACGCUACCCAGAUGGAAACUAGACAAACCUUGACCUUUCUGGAGAUUAUGGCAUCUCCCAUAAUUCCAAUCAGUGCUGAAUAUUUAGCCCGUGGAGCUUUACAGUAUGAAUUUAGCACUGAGACACUUUGGAGUCCAAUUCAGCUCAUGAGAAUCAGUAAUCCACAGGCUCAAGUAGUAGAUGCUCUGAAUCAUCUGGCUACCAAAAAACUGGAAGAGGUCCAUGAAGAUGUUCCACUGAAAUUUAUUCAGCUCAUCCAGCUUAUGCGUUUUGCAAGUCUGGAUGCUAUUGAGGGAAUCUGGUCUCAAUUUAAAACCAGACCAAAUUUCAGGAAAUGGAUCUUAGAUGCUGUUCCUGCAGUUGGCACCUUAGCUGCUCUAAAAUUCGUCAAGAAGACAUUCUUGGCAGGCGAACUUUCCAUCCCUGAGUUCACUCAGGUCCUUCUGGCCACUGUGCAUAUGGUCACUGCUAAUUUGGACACCAUUAAGACGUACUCUGGUCUGGCUUUGAGUCACAAAGUUCAAGAAACACCUGUUCUACGUAAGGUUGCCAUGCUUGGCUAUGGGACAAUGAUUGCCAGGUACUGCAGUGGAUCUCUUGAAUGCCCAGUGGAGCUUUUGAAGCCCUUCCAUGAGAUUGUUAUCGAGGCGACUGCUAAGGCUGACACUUCAGAGAUGAUUUUGAUUCUGAAAGUGCUGGGCAAUGCCGGUCACCCUGCUAGCAUUAAAUACAUCACAAAGUUUCUACCAGUAUUUGGGAACCAAAUACCUCUGUUUCCCAUGAGAGUUCAAAUGGGUGCAAUUUUGGCCCUGAAGGCCGUUGCCAAAAAGGAACCCAAACUGGUCCAGAAUGUAGUUCUGCAGAUGUUUGUAAACAAAGAUCUCCACCCAGAGCUGCGCAUGGUCUCGUGGAUUGUGCUUUUUGAGACAAAGCCAAGCAUGGGUCUGGUUAUUACUCUUGCACGUGCUCUACAGAAGGAACCAAAUCUACAGGUGGCCAGUUUUGUGUACUCGCACAUGAAAGCCUUGACAAAGAGCACACACCCUGAGUUUGCUCUAAUUGCCGCAGCCAGCAGGGUUGCCAUCAAGAUAUUAAGCCCAAAACUGGACAAACUUAGCUUUCCUUACAGCAAAGCAUUUCUCUUGGAUGGUUAUGAAGAUCCUCUCAUGGUAGGUGCUGCCGGUAGUGCUUUCAUCAUCAAUGAUGCUGCCACCAUCCUGCCCAGAGCUGUAGUAGCUAAAGCACGUGCUUACCUGGCUGGAGCUGCUGCUGAUGUUCUUGAGGUUGGCAUCAGAACUGACGGAAUUCAGGAGGCUCUUCUGAAAUCGCCAUUCCUGCAUGAGGACAGGCUGCCCAGGAUGAAACAAGUUCUUAAAGCUCUAAAAACAUUCAAAGCCCUGCCAAAGAAGCAGCCCCUGGGCUCGAUCUAUGUGAAAGUUCUUGGACAAGAGAUUGCUUUUGCAAAUGUCGACAAAGCAGUUCUUGAACAGGCAACACAGCUUACUACUGGAGGCAAUAUACCUGAGCUGGCAGGGGAAGCACUUAAAGCAAUGCAGAAUGGCACUGCCUUCCAGUAUGCCAAGCCCCUACUGGUGGCUGAAGUGCGUCGCAUCUUCCCAUCAGUAGCUGGUGUACCCAUGGAGUUCAGUUUGUAUGCUGCUGCAGUGGCUGCUGGUAAUUUGAAGGUCCGGGCUAUUAUUACACCACCUCUAACUGAAACCAUCAGUGUUUCUCAUCUGAUGAAGACAGAUGUGAAGUUAACUGCUGAAGUUUCACCAAGCAUUACCUUACAGACUUUUGCUGUAAUGGGACUGAAUACUGGUUUUAUUCAAGCUGCAUCCAUGGCGAAAGGAAAGACCCAUACAUUUUUGCCUCUAAAAGUGGAGGCAAAGUUUGACAUCACAAAGGCUAAUUUCAAGAUAAAGGGUUUUCCUAUUGUACUUCCAGUGCAUGCUUUGACAGCACGUUUUGAAACUUUGGCAGCAGCUGGAAACAUCAAGGCGGUCAAUGCAGAGAGAAUUACACCCAUUGUACCAGAGACUGUAGUUCUGAAACAUUCCCAAGAAGCAUAUACCUCAAUGAUUUCACCUGGAGAUUUGUCAUCAGAAACCAUUAAAACUGUUAUGUCACCAGCCGAGGAACCUGAACUGAGGACUAGUGUUCCAAUUCACAAAACAUUUUGUUCUGUUGUACCUCACAUUGGAGUUAAUGUAUGCAUGGAGGUUAUGUCCUGUGAUGCCACCUUCAUCAAAAACACCACCAUUUAUAACAUGAUUGGGCAGCAUGGAGUACAUAUUAACAUAGUUAGAGCUGAUGGUCCUGCUGUUGAGGGACUAGAGCUAGAGGUCCAACUAGGCCAAAGAGCUGCUAAAAAGCUCCUUAAAGAAAUCAGCUUUGCUGACGCGAAGACUCCCAAGGUCAAGUCCGUCCUGCAGAAACUGAGGAAAAUCCUAGAGGGCGAACAGAGGAACAAGAACUCCAGUUUCUUCAGCCAUAAUACAUUAUUUUACUCUCAAAGCACCAGUAGCCACAGCUUUAGUUCCAGCAGUUCUGUUCGAUCUUCCAACUUGCAUCUGUCCAAAGACCUCUCCAGUGGACAAAGCAAAGAAAGUUUCAAGCCCGUUCAGUCUAGAUUCCUUGGGGACUCGGUUCCUCCAGUGGUUGCUAUCAUUGCACGUGUUGUGAGAGUUGAUCGUAAGUUGUUGGGGUACCAGCUCACUGCUUACCUGGACAUGCCCAACUCAAGGGUGCAGAUCAUUGUUGUCUCCAUUGCAGUGAAGAACAACUGGAAAAUGUGUGCUGAUGGUGUCUUUUUGAGCAAGCACACUGUUGGUGCAAGGAUUGCUUGGGGUGCAGAGUGCCAACAAUAUGCAAUUACCAUCAACGCAGAGACUGGCCACCAAGGCCCAAGUCCUAUGGCCUAUCUUAAAGUGAAGUGUGAGAAGGUGCCCACAAUUAUCACCACCUAUGCCAAGAGUGUGGCUGAAUAUAUUCCUGGUGCAGCUCAAAUGACUGGAUUGGCUAUUAGCGAUGAAAAAAACAUUAAGAGGCAGAUUGAACUGAUCAUACUUGUCCCAACUGAAAGGACCCUGGACAUCAUUAUUAAGACCCCAACAAUGACCUUGUCAGUGUCGAACUUGGUUCUUCCAAUCGCUUUGCCAUUUGAGGCUAUCCAGGCCUAUCCAGAAAAUGAUGUCACAAACAUAAUUCGAAACCUUUAUAUAGAGACUAGUUCAGCUAAAUGCAGUAAGGUCAGAAACACCUUGACUACAUUCAACCAUAAGAAGUACAACUAUGAAAUUCCCCUUUCCUGCUACCAAGUCUUAGUUCAAGACUGCACUUCAGAGCACAAAUUCAUAGUCCUAAUAAAAAAGGAUGAUGUCUUUGAGCAUGAAGACCUAAACAUUAAGGUGGCAGACAUCGAUGUUGACAUAUACCACCAGAAGAGUGCAGUGAAGGUUAAAAUGAAUGGAAUUGAAAUACCAACCAACAAUAUUUCAUACCAGCACCCAACAGGUACCAUACAAAUUGAGCAGAAAGGUCAAGGUAUCGCUCUCUAUGCCCCAGGCCAUGGUCUUCAAGAGGUAUAUUAUACCAGUGACCAGUGGAUGGUUUUUGUCAUGGACUGGAUGAAGGGGCAGAUGUGUGGACUCUGUGGAAAAGCUGAUGGGGAAAUCAGACAGGAGUACACCACACCCAGUGGAUACCUGACCAAGAGUUCAGUCAGCUUUGCCCACUCAUGGGUGCUUCCUGCUGACAGCUGCCGUGAUGCCAGCCAAUGCCGCAUGAAACUUGAAUCUGUGAAGUUGGAGAAGCAGGUGAUUUUGAAUGGACAGGAAUCUAAAUGUUACUCCGUUGAGCCUGUGUUGCGCUGUCUGCCAGGCUGUGUACCAAUGAGAACCACUCCUGUCACUGUUGGAUACCACUGUAUGUCCACUGACUCCAACCUCAACAUGUUUGAUGGAAUCUAUGAGAAGAGUGUAGACUUGAGAGAGACUACAGAUGCUCAUGUGGUCUGUCGCUGCAUUGAACAGUGUGCUUAAACCUACUUCUUGGCUCAGUAGCACUUAAUAAAACAUUUUUUAAAGCCGCUGUAAAUUAACGCCUUCAUUUCAAUAAAUCUGA